AUGGAACUCUUACUUUCCAUAGCUUUGUGUGUGAGUCCUGUGGGGACUCUAAACUGCUCGGAACCCACCACCCAGUCCCUCCUCGCUGCCUUCAAUAGAGAUGUCUUCAACUACAGCGCCGUGCGCCCGGUGAACAACCAGAGAACACACACCAACAUCAGCAUCUACUUCACUCUGUACGCCAUCUUGGGCGUGGAUGAAAAGGCUCAGAUACUGGAGACGUUUAUCUGGCAGACCAUGAUGUGGAGGAUUGAGUAUCUGAGCUGGGACCCAGUGGAGUGCGGCACCUCUGUCAUCACUGUGCCCCGGACAAAGCUGUGGAGGCCAGAUGUGGUGAUUAAUGAGUUCGUGGACAAGAACAAAGCUCCAGACACGUACUAUGUGCGGGUGAACAACACGGGCUAUGUGACGGACGGCAUGCCUGUGAAAGUGAAGAGCUCCUGCAACCUCAACAUCUACACCUUCCCCUUUGACAUCCAGAAGUGCUCCUUCACCUUCCAAAGCUACAUGCACACCUCUGAUACAGUCCACAUGUACUUUGGAAAGUCGGUGGAGGAAAUCCUGGAGCGCUCCAACGAGCUGAUGCAGACCAUGGGGGAGUGGGAGCUUCUGGGCAUGACCUCUUACAAACACGACCUCGUCAUCUACGACGGCACCAGCUGGGAUGAGCUCACCUACUUUAUUACCCUCAGACGACGAGCCACCCUGUACGUGGUGAACCUGAUCAUCCCCAGCUGCUUCCUCAUCACUCUGGACCUGUUCAGCUUCAUCCUGCCCCCCCAGAGUGUGGACCGCUCAGCCUUCAAGAUGACCCUCAUUCUGGGCUACACCGUCUUCCUGCUCCUCAUGAACGAGCUGCUGCCCGUCACUGGAAACACCAUUCCACUCCUGAAUGUGUUUUUCUCCAUCUGCCUGGCUCUCAUGGUGGCUAGUCUACUGGAGACCAUCGUCAUCACCAACAUCCUGCACAACUCCAAGGAUUUCCCACCAGUGCCACACUGGAUCAGGGUCAUCAUCUUGGAGAUCAUGGCACGCCUCGUCUGUCUAUACCGGAAGAAAACCGAUGACGAAGUCAUUAUUCUACAAAAUCAAGGCAGUGUGCUGGAGACUAAACCUGGUGCUGAUGCAGUGGGCCAGUCCCCUGCUAAAGACACAGGCAGCGAGACAGCGAGCGAGCUGAGGGAACUGAGGAGACAAGUUCAGGACAUACAUGAGCACAUGUCCAAGGGCUCUCAGCCGGACCGCAAGACGGAGGACUGGAUCCAGAUCGGCCUCGUUGUGGAUCGAUUCCUGUUCAUCUCCUACGCCAUCUUCAUCAUCGUCAGCUUCAUCACCAUCAUCGUCAUAUGGGUCCACUGGGACAAUGUUUAGUUGCCAGAGCUCUCUCAGUGUG
This is a messenger RNA of Sardina pilchardus (European sardine), 1393 nucleotides long. Its product is annotated as 5-hydroxytryptamine receptor 3A-like. Bases 1 to 1371 code for a protein of 456 amino acids. The transcript is spliced from 8 exons. Lineage: Eukaryota; Metazoa; Chordata; Actinopteri; Clupeiformes; Clupeidae. Gene Ontology annotation, molecular function: serotonin-gated monoatomic cation channel activity; acetylcholine-gated monoatomic cation-selective channel activity. Gene Ontology annotation, biological process: regulation of membrane potential; chemical synaptic transmission; nervous system process. The record is from RefSeq and is a predicted model, not a curated record. Gene Ontology annotation, cellular component: neuron projection; synapse; plasma membrane.